AUGGAGGAGCUGGAUGGGACAAACUUUGAGCUAGAUAGCUUAUUGAAAUUCAACAUUCGUAGUGCUGCAUCUCCUUACUACAUAACCUUGGUUGCGUGCCUUCCAUCUAGCGGUUUGCAGCAGAUCUUUCAAGUUCUCGUAGAGGAAGAACGUCUUGGCAUUUUAGAUUUGACAUGCCCCAUCUCUAGACCUCAAGGGACCGAGAGUUCAAGGAAGGAGUCAACUUCUUUCUUACGUCCACAUUCCGAGCCAGUGUUCUCUACUUACCAAGACAGAUUGGAUGAUUGGCCCUCGUCAAUAAUUCCAUGGCCCUCCGCUUUCAGUGACACAAAACGUUUUUACGUGUUGAAUGAAUCUGAGUUGCGAUGCAGUGAUUGGAUUUCUUUGUACGUGGAACUUGCAAUUUGUACUUCCCAUAGACGUAUUAGAGCUAGAGAUCUCUCCAAGUUUGAGUUAGAGAUUGUUCAAGUAGCCAUAGAAUCUCUUGAUGAUAAGGAGCCCCCAAGUCUCAAGUCUAAAGCUGUUGUCAUUUACAUAACUUAUAAAGACUUGGUCAAGUCUCUUCGGAUUGGUGAGCCUUGUCUUUGCAAAGCUGUUGUUAGACGAGUCGUCAAUGAGACUAAGGGAAUAUUGAGUAUCCAAGGUGAUUGCUGGAAUGAAGAUGAAACGGGUUCGGCUUCUGAGAUUCCUUCUAAAAAGUAUACUAAGGGCCUGACUGGUUCAAACGCAGCGGUUGCAGUUGCGGCUGCGGGCGUUUGCGGAUGCGUGUGGUUGCGGUUUCUAGCGGUUUUAAGAGAUUUGUACGACUGGUUCUGCGGUUAGAAAUUGGUGCGUUUGCGGUAUACUUAUGACUGGUUAACUACCAAAUACAGCAGCAGUUAAAUAAUAAAUUAACA
Messenger RNA from Brassica rapa (field mustard), 896 nucleotides. Its product is annotated as UPF0725 protein EMB2204-like. NCBI's taxonomy places the organism in Eukaryota, Viridiplantae, Streptophyta, Magnoliopsida, Brassicales, Brassicaceae. The record is from RefSeq and is a predicted model, not a curated record.